ACUGGUUUCUUUACUAAGUGGCACAUCCCUUCACCCACAUUUUCUCUGAUUCAUCGACUUCUCCGAUUCACUUCUCUGUCUGCAUCAAACUUCGUUGGACUGCUCGUUAUCUUCUCUGUUUGCUAGUUCUUCAUCGUUACAUUUAGUCUUCUCUGCAAAUCGCCGGCGCCUUCGUCUUCUCAGAUUUCAAGAGGAAGAAUGUCAGGAACGAGAAAUAUAGUGCUUCUUCCCCACAGAGUUUAAAAGGAUGCGAUUAAAGCAGGCGAUCACAUCUGCACUUACAGAGCUUAGUUUGCUUACUCUCCCCAUGGAUUUGUUAUAGUUUUUGUAUGCUCUUGGAAUUUCCCCCUUUUUCAGUUGAACUAGGAUCCAAUUCAAAGUAAUCCCCACAAGAAAGAGUGAUAAAAAAUGGGCAGAAUUACAGUUGCAUUGAUUGUAAGCUCAUGGGUCAUACCCAUUUCCAUCCUUGUCAAUACAAUUGUUCCUGAACCCUACAUGGAUGAGAUCUUUCAUGUUCCUCAAGUUCAACAAUAUUGUGUAGGCAAUUUUAAAAGUUGGGAUCCUAUGAUAACCACUCCUCCUGGAUUGUACUUCAUUUCACUUGCAUAUAUUGCUUCUUUAUUUCCUGGCAUCCUAUUUAUACAACCACUUUCAAGUUUUAUAAACUCCUGUUCAACAUCAGUUCUUCGGUCAACCAAUGGUCUUCUAGCUGUAAUUUGCAGCAUUUUGGUUCAUGAUAUAAUCAAAUCUUUAAAUCCAUCACUUGAUGACAAAAAAGCAACUCUUUAUGCAGUUAUUCUAGCCUUAUAUCCCCUUCAUUGGUUCUUCAGUUUUCUUUAUUAUACAGAUGUAGCAUCACUCACAGUAGUUCUUGCUAUGUAUUUUAUGUGUCUCAAGAAGAACUACAUCUCCAGUGCUUUGUUUGGAGCUAUUUCCAUAGUUAUAAGACAAACAAAUAUUAUUUGGAUGCUAUUUGUUGCAUGUUGUGGAAUUCUAAAUCUUAUUGAAGCUAAAAAGAAACAUGAAAAUAAUUUUUCAUCAGAGCCCCAAUUUGGUCAUUUUGCUUCAAGUAGUAGUGUUAAAGUCAACUCUAAUCUGAAAAGGAGAAGAUCUGGUAAUGCUAUUCACACUUCAAAUCAUUCCAUCCAUGGAAAAAGUCUUCAUCAGUCAACAGGUUUAUUUAGUGAGAUUUGGAGCAUAUUAUUAGCAGCUUGGAAUCUAAAGUUUGAGCUUUUUGUCUCUUUUAGCCCUUUUUUUGCGUUGUUGCUGGCUUUUGCUGCAUUUGUUGUUUGGAAUGGCAGUAUAGUUCUUGGGGCAAAAGAAGCUCAUACAGUUUCUCCACAUUUUGCUCAGUUAUUAUACUACGGUUUAGUUUCAUCUUGUUUUAUGGCUCCUAUGCACUUUACAACAACUCAAGUUACAAUUUUGGCUAACUCUUUUUGGAAGAAUAAACCUUUAAGUUUCCCACUUUGCUUUUUUGCUUCCAUAAUUACCUUUCUAUCCAUUCACUAUUUCAGUAUUGCUCACCCUUAUCUACUUGCUGAUAAUCGGCAUUAUCCCUUUUAUCUAUGGAGGAAAAUUAUAAAUUUUCAUUGGUCAACAAGAUACCUUCUGAUUCCCUUGUAUCUUUACUCAUGGACUUCUAUCUUUACUCUAUUAGCAAAAGUUGAGAAGAAAGUUUGGGUGAUGGUUUAUUUCUUGGCUUCUGCCACGUGUCUAAUUCCUACUCCAUUGAUAGAAUUUAGAUACUACACAAUACCUUUCUUUUUCUUGAUACUUCAUUGUCGUAUCACUAAUGAUAGAGUGUGGUUACUUAUGGGAUUUAUAUAUACAUCCAUCAAUGUUUUUACUAUGACAAUGUUUUUAUUUCGACCCUUUCGAUGGGAUCAUCAACAUGGUAUUCAAAGAUUCAUAUGGUAGAUCAUUGUUGAGAGUGAGAUUUGUUUUUCAUUUUUUUUGAUAAUUUUAUAUCAAGUGUUGUAACAUGGAUAUUGUAAAUAUUUUUAUUAGAAUAUUAUUCGGUUAAUGAUUUGUAGGGUUACGAUUGAUUUGUUGGUAUAUGAGAAUGUUUCAUUUCGUC
Molecule: messenger RNA, 2080 nt
Organism: Lactuca saligna
Lineage: Eukaryota; Viridiplantae; Streptophyta; Magnoliopsida; Asterales; Asteraceae
Source: the annotation of a GenBank genome assembly